Messenger RNA from Guyanagaster necrorhizus, 1468 nucleotides. RefSeq names its product D-lactaldehyde dehydrogenase. Lineage: Eukaryota; Fungi; Basidiomycota; Agaricomycetes; Agaricales; Physalacriaceae. The transcript is spliced from 7 exons. The record is from RefSeq and is a predicted model, not a curated record. The coding region runs from base 275 to 1318 and encodes 347 amino acids. Gene Ontology annotation, molecular function: oxidoreductase activity, acting on the CH-OH group of donors, NAD or NADP as acceptor.
UUUUACUGCAGAACAACGACAAACCUACAGAGGAGCAGAGAACUUCGGGCGGCUUCGAGCGGUGGACUCCAGAACUAUUGCAAAUUCACCCAAGUACCACUUAGGGCUACUUGGUAGUGUGGAGAGCGUCUAACGACCUCAGGCUGACCAGUGACGAAAUGCGCCGCACUGACGCGUCAUUUCCAUGGGAAUUACUCAGGCACAUUAGACGAAUCAGCUACACCCUACUUAAGCCCGUCAAAACGUCUCUUCGGAUUCAUUUCUUCCCAGUACAAUGCCUGCGGUUACGGAUACCAACUCCACCAUCCUUGUCACUGGCGCCAACGGCUUCAUCGGUACCUGGAUUGUCGGCCACCUUCUCAAAGGGGGUUACUCUGUACGCGCCGCAGUACGAAAUGAAGGAAGGGGAAAACAUCUUCUUGAUAUUUACGAGUCCUACGGCGCCAGGCUCAAGCUCUUUGCCGUUGGCGAUAUAAGUAAGAGAGGUGCUUUUGACGACGCGGUUAAAGGUGUUGAUGCUAUCAUCCACACUGCUUCGCCCGUCCAUUUGUCUGCCGACGAACCCAGUGAACUGAUUGACCCUGCUGUCGGGGGUGUAAAAGGGAUCCUAAAGAGUGCUUUGAAGAAUGGCAGUGACUCACUAAAGCGCAUCGUCAUGUCCUCCUCGUCUGCUGCUAUUGUUGCCUUCUCAACAGCGCCGGUAACCGUCUCGGAGGCCGAUUGGAAUGAACCCCCGAUCAAAGAGUGCGAAGAGAAAGGCAGAGACGCGUCCAGCCUAGCCAAGUACUCUGCGUCAAAGACUUUGGCGGAGAAAGCCGCUUGGGCAUUUUACGAGAAACACAAACCAGAAAUCAAAUGGGACAUUUCUGUGAUCAAUCCUCCUUGGGUUAUUGGCCCUGCAAUUCAUGAAGUGACGACUGUUGACAGUCUCAAUGCGUCGAGCAAACACUGGUACGAUGCUAUUGUCAGAGAGGAUUUCGGGGGCUUCUCACCCCUCACCACACCGGGACAUGGGUGGGCAGAUGUUCGCGAUGUGGCUAUGGCUCAUGUACGUGCCAUGGAGGUUCCUAGUGCUGGCGGGGAGAGGAUCAUUAUCAGCGUCGGGUCGUGGGUAUGGCAGGACUGGCUCGAUGUCAUUUCCGAACUCUCUCCUAAUCCAUAUCCCUCACGUACAUUACCCAGAGGAACACCUGGUAUCUGCCAGCGUGCAAUCACUUUUGACAUGUCCAAGGAACAGAGAAUUCUGGGGAUCAAAUUUCGGAUGAUGGAGGAAACAGCGAAGGAUGUCCUGGCAGAUUAUGAGCAUCGGGGCUGGUAGGUUGGUGUCGAAUAGGCGUUUCUUCUGCCAGCAUCAAAUAAAUACUAAGGUCAUUUACACACCUAAUAUUGGUGUGUAUUGUAAGAGAUGCAGACUGGAUUCACCAUUAAUUUCUUUGGUAUGAUACUCAAUUACAUAAAAUUGAGCACA